AGCGGUCGCUAAAAUAAUAUCCACACCACCGUCGAAGAGACACCCUAACGUUCCGAAACACGUGAAGUUACCCGUGCGAUUUGAGCGGCGUAAACUCGACUUGGCGCAAGUGUUGUGUGUAUCCUUCCUGCAAGAGGACCGACCCUCUGGGGGUAAGAGGGUGACAGUCAAGCCGUCGACACGCGGGGACCCGCGAAACUGCCUACUGCCCUGCGCUCAGUUCGCGCUCGUCCGUCGUUGGUAUUGAUCGUCUGGACAAAGGAACUGACCACCGGUCUCCGAGAUCUCGCAAGAAACUACUCGACACCAGUCCGCCGACCUGUACGCUACGGCCCAACGACCGAUCCUCGUGAAGAGUGUGUUUGUGUUUGUUUGUGACGAGCCCGCGAAAAACGCGCGCCUGCGUUCGCCACGUUCAAGCUCGAUUUCAAUCGUCGAAACGAAACUUUCGUUUUGUUUCCAUAAACUUUUAGCCCGACUCGGGUCGUUCUUUUUUAUUUCAUUCUGCGCACGUCGCACUCGUUCGCCAUUGGCCGAUUGUCACAUUGCUACAAUCGACACGUGGUGGUGGUGAUUCCGACAACUGGAGGAUAUUUAUGUACAGUGCGUUGACCGAGAAGAACAAUCAUUAACGCGAUGGCUUCAAGAGCGAACAAGAGACCGUCUCGCGCCAAGCAGCCGUGGGAGAAGAUGACCGCGAUACAGCGCGUGAUAAACGGCGAGAGCAAAGCUGCGGUCGCGAGGGCCCUGGACGUGCCCGAAUCGACUUUACGCGGUUGGUGCAAAAAUCAGGAAAAGAUAAUCGCUUCGGCCGAAGCCGCUAAAGCUGGAGCCGGCAGUCCGGUCUCUGUUACCUCCACGGAAGUAUCAGAGGGACGCGAGAAAAGGAUCAAACUGGACGACAGUGUACCUCAAAAUUUGAGCGUGAGGGCUCCUCCGGUAGCCCCGGAAGCUGCAUCCGACAUCCCCAGUGCCAUAGACUUAUCCAGGACCUCGCCGCAGGCCACCAGCAGUCGUACCGAUAACGGGAUGAUGAUGAACGCCCAGGACAUAUCGCAAUAUUAUCAAGCCGCCCGUUUCAGUCAGAUGUUCCAGCAGGCUAUCCAGGCUCAAGGUAUGAGUUUUUUGACCGGGAAUAACGGAGGUUCUCUUCUGACCACGGCGCCGAGGCAGCCGGCCAACGGAGUUCCCAAUUUACCCAAUGAUCGACUCCCGCCAGAAGAAUCGGUGAGACAGUGGUUGAACGCUUCCAACCCAUCGCAAGUGUCCCCGAAUAGUUCCAGUGCCACCCUAUCAACUCCUCUAAAUGGACAACAAACAACCUCUCCAAUGGCAGGAAUUACUCCGGAACAAAACAAUCUGUAUCUGGAAUGGUACAAGGCCGUGAUUUCCAGAGUUGGCAUGGCAGCAGCAGCCCCUUUCAACAUGCCAAUGUCAGCAGCAAAUAUACCGAUCUUGUAUAAUCAGUUGAUGCAAAACAAUAACAAUGAACGGACAUCUGUUUCGUAUCCCACCACUCCACGUCAAUCGGCAAGCACAAGUACAGCAGCAGUUUCUACUCAACCUCGCGAAGAACCGGCUGUACCUUCGACUAGCUCCAACGAUCAGAUUCAGACACCUGGUUGCUCGCAAUCGACCCAACAAAUUUCCUCGACAGUCCGUCAGUGUCCAAGUAAAUCAGCUUCCCCGAUGAUCUCUCCGGUCAGCAGCCGUCAGUCGGCCUCGCCUAGUACCUCCGGAAAUUCCACAGUUCCAAGUAGAAGAAACGACUUGGUCUCUCCAGUAACAUCCAGCACUUCGUCGACCCUCGAUUUGUCGCAAGAUGCAGAAUCCUCGAAAACGAGAUCUAGACCAGUAGCAUCACGCAGGAAGACCAAGAACAGCGUCUCACUGGAAACGCUCGUGUCUAACUUGAAAGAAGACGUAGAUGAUAGCAACCAGAGUGACAGCAACAUGGACAUAAAAGAUUGCAUUGAAGUAGCUAAAACUCUGUUAGCUGGUCUCAAACGCAAUUCUGCACAUCCCGGCAUAACCGCAUCCCAAUUGAAACAGAUCCAAACAUUGAUAACGACAAUUUCGACAGCGGAAGAAUCUUUCGCUAAAAGGAGGUCCGAAUAGGCGACAUAGUAAAUCUAUUGUAAAUAUGUAAGUAUUUGAAAACUGAAGGCUGUUUUUACCAAAUUUACAUGUUAAUUCAUAAAUUGAUAGUUUAUGUACAAAUUCUAAGAUGCUGUAUGUUUCCAAUUGCAAUAACGAUGAUUUACUAUUUUACGACUAUGUUAUCGAUGUAAUGUUCGUAACUUUUCUAUGUUACCCCACGAUUAUGACUUGACAUUGUUAUAUCCUAAUUUUAUUUAUCGAAAAUGUGAUACUAUAACUAUUAGUUUGAGAUUUUGAAUUGAUCAUGUCUCUAGUCAUUAACCACUUUUAUUUGACAUAAACAAUAUUUGUUACAAGUAGUGCCAAAUAUUAUUUUUGUGCUCAAUUUUCCGUACCUUAGAAUGUUUAACGAGAUCUCAUCUCAGAAGUCAACUCUUUCCAGUGUUUAUUUAUUGCUGAAUUAUUUCAUUAUUGUCCUUCAUUUAUAUGAUUGAGUACCUUUUAUGAAAUUCAACAAUUUUAUACAGGGUGUUGUAAAAUAUUUUUAUACCAAGUAAAAUAAAUUUCUUUGAAUUUA
Messenger RNA from Coccinella septempunctata (seven-spotted ladybird), 2677 nucleotides. RefSeq names its product protein distal antenna-like. The coding region runs from base 637 to 2118 and encodes 493 amino acids. The record is from RefSeq and is a predicted model, not a curated record. Lineage: Eukaryota; Metazoa; Arthropoda; Insecta; Coleoptera; Coccinellidae. The transcript has a single exon. Gene Ontology annotation, molecular function: DNA binding.